AUGAAGCUACCUCUUCUUUCCUUCCUGGCCCUGGCAUCCUGCUGUCACGCCCUACCAAAGAUUCCUGGCAACAGUUUAGAUAUUAAACGGGCGACAUGCGAAAACACUCCUACUUCUCGGCACUGCUGGGGGAAAUAUGAUAUCGACACGAACUAUUACACUACGAUACCAGACGCAGGGAAAACGGUUGAAGUUUGGCUGUCGGUUGAAGAAGGGAUAUGCAACCAAGAUGGAUAUCGACGACCAUGCAUGACUUUUAAUGGCACCAUGCCGGGCCCUGCCAUUGUUGCCGACUGGGGAGAUGAUCUCGUUGUCCAUGUUACCAAUAAUAUGAAGAGCAAUGGCACUGCCAUCCAUUGGCAUGGUGUUCGACAACUCAAUAGUGUCGAACAGGACGGAGUCCCAGGUGUUACUCAAUGCCCAAUCCGCCCGGGAGAAAGCUACACGUAUAAGUUCAAGGUCACCCAAUACGGAUCGAGUUGGUACCACAGCCACUUUUCUCUUCAAUACACGGAAGGGCUUUUCGGUCCCCUUAUAUUCAAGGGCCCUGCAACCGCGAAUUAUGACGAAGACAAGGGUGUUCUGUUCCUCCAAGAUUGGUCACAUACAUCUACUUUCACCGACUGGAGUGCGAAGGAAAAGUAUGGUAUUACCAAAUCAUUGAACAGUCUUCUGAUCAAUGGUACGAACACAUUCAACUGCACUGGUUCGACGGACCCCAACUGCGUUGGAGGGGGUAAGAAGUUCGAAACAGUGUUUGAGCCUGGAAAGAAGUACCUCAUCCGUCUGGCCAACGUGGCAAUGGAUAGCCUGUUCCAGUUCAAUAUUGAUGGCCAUAAGUUCAAGGUUAUUGCCGUUGACUUUGUCCCAAUCGUACCAUAUGAGACUGACAACGUUCUGGUCAACGUCGGUGAAAGAUACGAUAUUGUGGUCGAGGCAAAUGCUACUCCGGGAGACUAUUGGAUGCGUGGCGGCUGGCUGAGAGCUUGUCAAGGUGUCGCAAACGAUAACCCCGGCUCCAUCACGGGCAUUGUACGGUAUAAUUCCAGAAGCACCAAAGAGCCAACUACCACCAGCACAGUUCAGCCACCAAAGUUCUGCGCAGACGAACCAGCUACUAAACUAGUACCUCGCGUGAAGUUUGAUGUCGGCGCCAUCUCUGGCACGACUGUCGAGGGAAUAAACGUCCGCCUCACACAUGCUGCCCUCUUUCAGUGGACUAUUAAUGGCAGUAGCUUGGCCUUGGACUGGAAUAAGCCAACCCUGCAAUAUGUCUUCAAGAACGCAUCAUACAUCCCCACCCCUUACAAUGUGGUGUCUGUUGAGGUAAGUGUUACCCAUAUUUCCGUGAUGAUCUAA
Trichophyton rubrum CBS 118892 is the source of this 1359-nucleotide messenger RNA. RefSeq lists its product as uncharacterized. Gene Ontology annotation, molecular function: oxidoreductase activity; copper ion binding. Bases 1 to 1359 code for a protein of 452 amino acids. Lineage: Eukaryota; Fungi; Ascomycota; Eurotiomycetes; Onygenales; Arthrodermataceae. The transcript has a single exon. The record is from RefSeq and is a predicted model, not a curated record.